Molecule: messenger RNA, 969 nt
Organism: Sungouiella intermedia
Lineage: Eukaryota; Fungi; Ascomycota; Pichiomycetes; Serinales; Metschnikowiaceae
Source: the annotation of a GenBank genome assembly
AUGUCAAACUCCUUAGAGCAAUUGAAAGCAACCGGAACUGUUAUCGUCACCGAUACUGGUGAAUUCGAGUCAAUUGCCAAGUACACUCCCCAGGAUGCUACUACCAACCCAUCCUUGAUUUUGGCCGCAGCAAAGAAACCAGAGUAUGCCUCCUUGAUCGACAUCGCAAUCAAGUACGCCGAUGACAAGGGAUCUUCCCCUAAGGAAAAGGCUUCCAUCGCGUUGGACAGAUUGUUGGUGGAGUUCGGCAAAGAGAUUUUGGCUAUUGUUCCAGGAAGAGUUUCUACGGAGGUCGACGCUAGAUUGUCUUUUGACAAGGAUGCUACUAUCAAGAAGGCACUUGAGAUUAUCAAGUUGUAUGAAUCUAUUGGUAUCAACAAGGACAGAAUCUUGAUUAAGAUUGCUUCUACUUGGGAAGGUAUUCAGGCUGCCAAAGAAUUGGAAGAGAAGCACAACAUUCACUGUAACUUGACUUUGUUAUUCUCAUUUGUUCAGGCUGUUGCUUGCGCUGAGGCCAAGGUUACAUUGAUUUCUCCAUUUGUUGGUAGAAUCUUGGAUUGGUACAAGGCUUCAACUGGAAAGGACUACGACGCCGAGUCCGACCCGGGAGUUGUUUCUGUCAGAAAGAUCUUCAACUACUAUAAGAAGUUUGGAUACAACACCAUUGUCAUGGGUGCCUCUUUCAGAAAUACUGGUGAAAUCAAGGCUUUGGCUGGAUGUGAUUACUUGACUGUUGCUCCAAAGUUGUUGGAGGAAUUGCUCAACUCUACUGAAGAUGUGCCAAAAGUUUUGGACUCUGAGUCUGCCCAAGCUUUGGAAGACACGAAAGUUUCCUACAUUAACGACGAGUCUGAGUUCAGAUUUUUGUUGAACGAGGAUGCCAUGGCCACUGAAAAGUUGGCACAGGGAAUCAGAGGUUUCGCUAAAGAUGCGGAGACCUUGUUGUCUCAAUUGGAGGCAAGAUUCUAA